AUGACACGCGGGGUUGCGAUAGUCGUUGAGAGGAUUCGGCAACUUGGUCUCGAGGUGGCUCUGCACAAGUCCGAGGCCAUGCACUUCCAUGGUCCUCGGAACAGGCCACCACCGGGAUCCUCAGUGAUGGUAGGAGGGGUAUCCAUCGGCGUCGAGUCGACGCUGAAGUACCUAGGACUCGUCCUCGACGGCCGAUGGAACUUCGUUGAGCACUUCCGACGUUUGGCUCCCAAACUGGAACGGACCGGGGCUGCCUUCAGGCGGCUCCUGCCGAACCUGGGAGGGCCAAACGCCUCCUGCCGGAGGCUCUACGCGGGAAUCGUGUGGUCCAUGGCCCUUUACGGGGCCCCGGUGUGGGCGCGUGGUUUGGCGCGGCUUGCCGUCCACCACCUGAACGCGCCCCAAAGGGUGAUUGCCGUGAAAAUGGUUCGCGGCUACCGCACGAUCUCCCGCGAGGCGGCGAGCCUCCUUGCCGGAUUGCCGCCGUGGGAUCUGGAGGCGAUAGUCCUCGCGCGCCUGCACGAAUGGCGCGCGGAGGCACUGUGCCGUGGGGAAACCCCGCUGCCGCGGCAAGUUGUCGCGCAGCGGACAGACUUCCGGCACGAUCUCAUGGCGACAUGGAGACAGCGACUGUCGCAACCCCGUGCUGGGCACGCCACUAUAGCGGCGAUAAGACCCCUCUUUGAGGAGUGGCUUGAGAGACGCCACGGCAUCCUCACCUUCCGCCUGACGCAGGUCCUCACCGGACAUGGUGUGUUCGGGAGGUUCCUGCACCGAAUCGGGCGGGAGGAAACGCCCGGGUGCUCCCACUGCGAGGAUGGACCGGAGGACACGGUGGAACACACCGUAGAGGUGUGCCCUGCUUGGGCGGAGCACCGCCGUGUCCUCGUAGCGGCGAUAGGCGGCGGCGACCCCUCGCGUCCGGCCCUGGUCGAAGCCAUGGUCCGGAGCGAGACGGAAUGGGAUGCCGUCACCACCUUCUGCGAAGCAGUGAUGCUAGCGAAGGAGGUGGCGGAGCGGGAGAAGGAGAGAGCAGCAGCUUUCCUCCCCGGCCGCCGCGGGAGACGCCCCGGGCGUCGGGGGCCACGUCGUGGCCGCCGGCCACCGUAG
Parnassius apollo (apollo) is the source of this 1110-nucleotide messenger RNA. NCBI's taxonomy places the organism in Eukaryota, Metazoa, Arthropoda, Insecta, Lepidoptera, Papilionidae. The record is from the annotation of a GenBank genome assembly.